Molecule: messenger RNA, 975 nt
Organism: Stereum hirsutum FP-91666 SS1
Lineage: Eukaryota; Fungi; Basidiomycota; Agaricomycetes; Russulales; Stereaceae
Exons: 5
Coding region: 1-975 (324 amino acids)
Source: RefSeq, a predicted model, not a curated record
AUGCAUCUCUUCAAUACUCUUUUGAUAUCUUUUACCGGCGCUGUCGUCGUUCAAGGCCACAAUCUUCCCUUGAAACACGGCUACACCAAUAUUUCAGACCAUUCCGGCGUCUCGGAUUAUGAGAUUUUGAACUUCGCGCUCACCUUAGAGCAUCUCGAGAACGUCUUUUAUACCACGGGUCUACAGAACUUUAGCCAGCAGGACUUCCUCAGCGCCGGUUUUGCAGCACCAGUGCGCGGCUUCUACGAACAACUUUCGGAGCACGAGCAGACCCAUGUCGAUAAUCUGACCAGUGUACUUGGAUCUCAAGCUGUAGCGGCAUGCACGUACGAUUAUGGUGUGGCGGAUGUUAAGAGUUUCGUCGACUUGAGUGAUAUGCUCGAAGCGAUUGGUGCUUCGGCCUAUAGCGGUGCGGCGAAGUAUCUCCACAACGCUUAUUUUCUCCUUGUGGCAGCUUCCAUCCUCGCUACUGAGGCUCGUCAAUCCACUUGGAUUCAGAACACCGUCAGGAAGGGGAACCCCUGGUCGACUGCCUACGAGACGCCACUCGACCUCAACCAAGUUUUCACCCUUGCCUCAGGGAUCAUAGUCUCCUGUCCAUCUACCAACAAUCCUCUCCCCGUAUCCGCAUUCCCUCCUCUCACCGUCACCUCAGCCACGGCCGGUGCGAACGCAAGCAGCAUCGUCCCCGGCUCUACCAUCACCCUCAACUUCACGCUUCCUUCCUCUUCCUACUAUGCAAACGGCGAGCAACUCUACGCCACAUUCCUUACCGGCCUCGACGAGAUCUUUGUUCCUCUUGAAGGUUCUUCUACACCCUACACUGUGAGUAUUCCGGAGGAACUGAGAGGCUUCGUGUUCUUGGUGAUUACGGACACCGCGGAGAAAUCGGACGACACAGCGACGGUGGCGGGUCCUGCGAUGUUCAAUUUCUCUUUUGAUAGUAACAAUACUAUCGUUUCUCUUUCUCAGUAA